This is a messenger RNA of Biomphalaria glabrata, 4457 nucleotides long. RefSeq lists its product as uncharacterized. The transcript has 2 exons. The record is from RefSeq and is a predicted model, not a curated record. Lineage: Eukaryota; Metazoa; Mollusca; Gastropoda; Planorbidae. The coding region runs from base 1 to 603 and encodes 200 amino acids.
AUGUCAACCAUCCAUAAGCUGGUGUCAAACACGUGCCAUUCUCAAAUAGCCACUGUACAUAUUGACAAACUACUGACCGGGAUGAUCAAUCAAACAAUGGCAUGCGGUGACAAGGCUAAAACUAAGAAAGACAAGUCCGACGUUGGAGCUGUCAAUGCACUGUGCCAGACACUUUAUUCCAGUUGUAGACUUGGAAUGGCAGCGAGCUCACAAGUGCCACAGAAAGUUCUGGACGACAUUCAGAAUGCCAUGGAGCAAUGUUUGCGAACUCAUCCGAUUUUCGAUGAGAUUAAAACCUUAAAUAUAACGCCAAAGGAAAUUCCCAUAGAUGAAGUGAAGAAGAAGCUUCAGAAGUACAUCCAACUUCCGGAGGAAGAGAAGAAAUCAGCAGACUACGCCGACUGUGAUGUCCGCGGUGAAGUCAGAGACAACGCUUUCAAAAUUUGCUUGACAAUAAAUUUCUUCACUACUCAAAAUGUCAAGUGCAACGAACUAGUAGUGGACACUGUCCUGGGUCUUGCCGUGGACAACAGUGCAAUCAACGUCAAUUUCGCCAAAGAAAAUUCAGGAGAUUUCCACAAUGUGAUGAUUACUCGACUUUAACACAGUCUUCGCCACUGCAUGUGAAAUAACACAGUCUUCGCCACUGCAUGUGAAAUGAACUAACUCAUACUUUAAAUUCCAAGAUGAUACACACAAACGAUUUUCAGACACAAUUUUUUUAUGGUUGCUAGGUUCUAGACACCAGUAACUUUAGCAAAUUUUAAUAUCACUGCAGAGGCUGCAUUAGCUGCACCUAGGCGCCUGAGCAAAUAUCACUGCAGAGGCUACAUUAGCUGCACCUAGGCGCAUGAGCAAAUGUCACUGCAGAGGCUACAUAAGCUGCACCUAGGCGCCUGAGCAAAUGUCAUAUGCGGGGUCUGACCCUAACUCUUACCCAAAAUAUCAUGCUAGUAUCUUUCAUGGUUAUUGGAACUGCUGCCCGGAAGUCUUCAUCAAUAUUGAGUAACAUUUCCUUUUUUUAGGAUAAUGGUCUUCGCUUGAAUACAACAUACUGAAUAUCAGUCACUAGCGUACUGGUGCAGCAUAUUAGAAUGCGUGGCAGAGGACCGCAUAUUUGUAUAAUGAGAAUAUUCAUAUCGCAUAACUAUCUCAGAAGCAGGGCAUUUCGGCUUAUCUUAUCUUAUAUAAUACAGACGUUACUUCAAAAAAGAAGAUGAUUGCGUCCUACGCAUCAAGCAUCUAGCCAUGCAUGUUAAGCAAUGACAUGAAUUCUUCCAAGACACUGGUUUUCCUAGCUGGCUCAGGCAACUAAUUCUAUGCUCUAAUGGCACUAGGAUAGAAGGAGCAAUUUGUCCUAGCAUAAAUGUCAUUUGUCCUCCCCAAAGGCCGCCUCUGAUAACAGGAUCAAGACCUGUUCUUCUAGUAAUGUAAGGACAUCUUAUUCCAAGAGAGGUGAGAGCUGACAUGCUAACAUGUUGUAUUGACCUUCUGGCAAAGGAAGCACAAAGUGUGUGUACAUUUCAUUCUUAAGGACUACAUCUAACCAUUUACGUGUUUAUUCGUUUCAAGGUUUUACGCGUUCGUAUACACACUUGAUGAAGUGAAUUGUUCAUUUCUGGCACAGUGGAAAAUCGUUAUCAGUCUAAGCCAAGUGCUUAUUGCUAGGUCUCUAUACUGACUACUAUAAACUCUGAGUUAGUGUGUUGUUAACUUGUUGCUAGUAACGACCGUAUACAUAGAGUUCACAUACACAGGCUCUUUAAUGGGAAGUUUCCGGUUUAAUAUACCAGUGCUACUCAACUGUGACUCACGUGAGUGAUUGAACUUUUACAAAUUGAUUCGUACGGCUUGGGACGAACUAAAGAAAUAGCUGGUCUACGUUUGAUUAGGAAGUAAAUGAUUUGUUUUUAAAUGAGUAACAAUUGCAGUGGGGCUUUACUUUGAGCAAUGAUUCAAGUUAAGAAACAAAAUUAACGGGAAACAAUAUUACAUGGGUCAUCUCUUUGGGAAACGAUAUUACAUGGGUCAUCUCUUUGGGAAACAAUAUUACAUGGGUCAUCUCUUUGGGAAACUAUUACAUGGGUCAUCUCUUUGGGAAACAGUAUUACAUGGGUCAUCUCUUUGGGAAACAAUAUUACAUGGGUCAUCUCUUUGGGAAACAAUAUUACAUGGGUCAUCUUUUUGGGAAACAAUAUUACAUGGGUUAUCUCUUAGCAACCAAUACACAUUCGGAGAAAUAAACUUUUCCCACUAUACUUCUCAAUUUAAUUUUUUUCGUUGUAGUAAUAAUAGUAUUAAAUUGUUGUUAUAUCAAUUAUGUUUUGGCGAAUCUUUCCAUUGAAUGUUUUCUUGGGUAUCUAUUGUUUGUUCCUCUUAAUGUAAUGUGACAUAAACUAUGCCCAAGGACUCUAAUUCUUCCAUUCGUUGUGUGAACUAGACAUUUAGAGAAACAUGAAGCCUCGUUUUGAACAUCGUGGUGUACACGUGCAUGGAUAUAUCCAUUGAACACAAAUAUAAACUUUGUGAGAUGGCAACAAACAAAAAAGGAAAAGAAAAAGUCGAGUAAGGGCUGCUAGCAAUAGUGGCGUCUGCUAGAAAGUGGCGUCUGCUAGAAAGUUGCGUCUGCUGGAAAGUGGCGUCUGCAAGAAAGUGACGCCUGCUAGAAAGUGACGCCUGCUAGAAAGUGGCGUCUGCAAGAAAGUGACGCCUGCUAGAAAGUGGCGUUUGCAAGAAAGUGGCGUCUGCAAGAAAGUGACGUCUGCAAGAAAGUGACGCCUGCUAGAAAGUGGCGUCUGCAAGAAAGUGACGCCUGCUAGAAAGUGGCGUCUGCUGGAAAGUGGCGCCUGCUAGAAAGUGGCGUCUGCUGGAAAGUGGCGUCUGCAGGAAAGUGACGCCUGCUAGAAAGUGGCGUGUGCUGGAAAGUGGCGUCUGCAAGAAAGUGACGCCUGCUAGAAAGUGGCGUCUGCUGGAAAGUGGCGUCUGCUGGAAAGUGGCGUCUGCAGGAAAGUGACGCCUGCUGGAAAGUGGCGCCUGCUGGAAAGUGGCGUCUGCAGGAAAGUGGCGCCUGAUGGAAAGUGGCGCCUGCUGGAAAGUGGCGUCUGCUGGAAAGUGGCGUCUGCUAGAAAGUGACGCCUGCUGGAAAGUGACGCCUGCUGGAAAGUGGCGUCUGCAGGAAAGUGGCGCCUGCUGGAAAGUGGCGUCUGCUGGAAAGUGGCGUCUGCUAGAAAGUGACGCCUGCUGGAAAGUGACGCCUGCUGGAAAGUGGCGCCUGCUAGAAAGUGGCGUCUGCUGGAAAGUGGCGUCUGCAGGAAAGUGACGCCUGCUAGAAAGUGGCGUCUGCUAGAAAGUGGCGCGUGCUGGAAAGUGGCGCCUGCUGGAAAGUGACGCCUGCUGGAAAGUGACGCCUGCUAGAAAGUGGCGUCUGCUGGAAAGUGGCGUCUGCUGGAAAGUGGCGUCUGCAGGAAAGUGACGCCUGCUGGAAAGUGGCGCCUGCUGGAAAGUGGCGUCUGCAAGAAAGUGACGCCUGCUAGAAAGUGACGCCUGCUAGAAAGUGGCGUGAAUUCUAUCCCAACUUUACACCCUGGCUCUAAUGCUAGUGAACCUCAGCUUUGAAUGUCUGCCUAUUCUGGACUCACACAGAUUAUGGUCCAGCUUUGAUGUCUGCCUAGUCUGGUUUCAGACUUAUUUUGAGAUUGGUGGCUGAGAAGUUUUACUGGUCUCUGACUUAUAGUCAGACAUAAUUCUGGAUAUUUCGCUUGUAUUGCCUCCAUUACUAUAAGUGACUAUAAGUCAUCAGUAUUGACCAGUGUAGACCAAUCUUAUCUACCUGAUCUUUGGAAUGAUGUGGUUUAACAAGGGAAAUAUUUCUCAUAUGCAAAGAACUACACCAAAACAACAUACUCCGUUGUUGUGUACUGUGAAUAUGCAUUGAACUGUGUAUUUUGUGUACUGUGCAAAUGCAUUGAACUGUGUAUUUUGUGUACUGUGAAUAUGCAUUGGACUGUGUAUUUUGUGUACUGUGCAUAUGCAUUGGACUGUGUAUUUUGUGUAUUGUGCAUAUGCAUUGGACUGUGUAUUUUGUGUACUGUGCAUAUGUAUUGGACUGUGUAUUUUGUGUACUGUGCAUAUGCAUUGGACUGUGUAUUUUGUGUACUGUGCAUAUGCAUUGGACUGUGUAUUUUGUGUACUGUGCAUAUGCAUUGGACAGUGUAUUUUGUGUACUGUGCAUAUGCAUUGGACUGUGUAUUUUGUGUACUGUGUAUAUGCAUUGGACUGUGUAUUUUGUCUUUCUAUUUUUUACUUGUGAAGACAGGCGGGUGUGUUUUGUUUAGAGAUGUGCUUGCAUUGUGGACUAAAUCUUGCCAUUUCUAUUAAAAAGGUAUGAUGUAUAUAUUUGUGUUUUUGUAAUUCAUAGAUUUAUCACAUGAUAAUAAAAUGCAUUUAUUUUUCUUCUA